GGCCAUACUGUGGUAAUGUGAUGCCCGUCCCCAAAGAAAUCAUUCUGGACAGCAAUGAAGCGAUGAUUCACUUUGAGAGCAGAUCCCAUGUGUCAGGACGAGGUUUUCUGUUGUCCUAUGCCAGUAGUGAUCAUCCAGAUCUAAUCACAUGUUUGGAAAGAGCGAACCACUACACAAAGGCUGAAUACAGCAGGUACUGUCCUGCUGGCUGCAGAGACAUAGCAGGGGACAUCUCUGGCAAUGUCGAAGAAGGAUACAGAGAUACCUCGCUGCUGUGCAAGGCGGCAAUUCACGCAGGCGUCAUCGCGGACGAGCUGGGCGGCCAGAUCAGCGUCACACAGCAAAAGGGCAUCAGCCACUACCAAGGCAUCGUGGCCAACAGCAUCCCCUCACUCGAUGGUUCGCUGUCAGAUAAACGGUUUAUAUUUACUUCAAAUGGCUGCAAUAAAUCUCUCAGUCUGGAAGAGGGAUUCCUCUCCAAGAGCCAGAUUACUGCAUCUUCCUACUGGGAGGAGACCAAUGAAUUUGGGCAGCUAUUCCAGUGGUCUCCUGACAAGGCUUGGCUUCAAGUCCCAGGAUUGGCUUGGGCAUCUAACCACAGCAGCAAUCGUGAAUGGCUGGAGAUAGACCUGGGAGAGAAGAAGAGAAUAACAGGUAUUAAGACCACUGGUUCUGGAUCUACUAUGCUGAAUUUCAACUUUUACGUAAAGACAUUUACAAUGAACUAUAAAAACAACAACUCAAAAUGGAGAACUUACAAAGGGAUCCUGAGCAAUGAGGAAAAGGUAUUCCAAGGCAACUCCAACCCCAGUGACAUAGUACUCAACAACUUCAUCCCUCCGAUAGUGGCCCGUUAUGUGCGAAUCAUCCCUCAGACUUGGAACCAAAGAAUAGCAUUGAAGCUUGAGCUGAUGGGUUGUCGAAUAAUGCAAGCUAAUAGCUCAUUCACACAUUCGAUGUGGCAGAAACCAAGUCAGAGCACAGAAACCUCCCUUGGAAAAGAAGACAGGACUGUCACGGAGCCCAUUCCGUCAGAAGAAACUAACUUGGGCUUAAAGCUUACAGCUAUAAUUGUCCCCAUCCUCAUCGUGCUGUGUCUGUUCCUGUUCUCUGGAAUUUGUAUCUGUGCAGCCCUUAGAAAGCGAGAAGCCAAAGGACUUUCUUAUGGAUUAUCCAGUGCUCAGAAAUCAGGUUGUUGGAAGCAAAUCAAGCAGCCCUUCACCAGACAUCAGUCAACUGAAUUUACCAUCAGCUAUAAUAAUGAGAAGGAGACACCACAAAAACUGGAUCUGGUCACUAGUGACAUGGCAGAUUAUCAGCAGCCUCUCAUGAUUGGGACUGGGACGGUAACACGGAAAGGAUCUACUUUUAGACCCAUGGACACCAAAGAGGAAGGAAGAAGGGGGAGUUCAGAGUUCGAAAAUCACUAUCACUGUCCACACAGAGCUAACCGGCACGAAUAUGCUCUACCCCUGACCAGCCAAGAGCCCGAAUAUGCUACCCCCAUCAUAGAGCGGCACAUAGCAAGAGAAAAUAACUUCUCCUCUGAAAACGGCUACAACGUACCUGUCGUCUCAUCCCAGAAACACUCCCUUUCUGCCAGCAGCUUCUCCAGUUCGUGUAAGACCGAUACCAGGAAUGGAGACUAUCAGACACCCCAGAGUGUCAUAAACUAUGACAAGCCCAAAGUGAACGGUGUUCUGACCUCCGUGAGCUACAGCACAGACUACCAGAAACCUCAGCCCAAUGCCCUCGGGAGCGAGGGUUACUCAACGCCCAGAGAUUGCCUCAAACCAAUAAGCCAGACAGCAAUGACAGCUCUCUUGUGA
This is a messenger RNA of Mesitornis unicolor (brown roatelo), 1829 nucleotides long. RefSeq names its product discoidin, CUB and LCCL domain containing 1 (gene DCBLD1). Lineage: Eukaryota; Metazoa; Chordata; Aves; Mesitornithiformes; Mesitornithidae. The transcript has 13 exons. The annotation marks the transcript as partial. The record is from RefSeq and is a predicted model, not a curated record.